AUGUCCACCGCCGUCACACUCCCGGAGCCGUUCGCCUCCAUCCCCAGGUCCAGCCUCACAUUCGGGCCAUCACCAAUCCAGGCCCUCCCCAAGAUCUCACAAGCCCUCGGCGGCAAAGUGAACGUCUACGCCAAGCGUGAAGAUGUUAACUCAGGCCUGGCGUACGGCGGCAACAAGGUCCGCAAGCUGGAGUACCUGGUCCCACAGGCCAUUUCGGAAGGCGCCGACACGCUCGUCUCCAUUGGCGGCGUCCAGUCCAACCACACCCGCGCCGUCACAGCCGUCGCCGUCGCCAGCGGGCUCAAGGCGGCCACCGUGCAGGAGCACUGGGUCGACUGGACGGACCCCGGCUACGAGAAGGUCGGCAACCUGCAGCUGAGCCGGCUCAUGGGUGGGGACGUCCACCUGGACCCGAGCGGCUUUGGCAUCGAGCACAAGACCACCCUGGCGAACCUCACCAAGGACCUGGAGAGCAAGGGGCAGAAGCCGUAUUACAUUCCGGCGGGCGCAAGUGAUCACCCCUUUGGGGGGCUGGGCUUUGCGAGAUGGGCAUUCGAGGUGGAACAGCAGGAAGCAGAACUCGGCGUCUUCUUUGAUACUGUCCUCGUGUGCGCCGUCACUGGGAGCACAUUUGCUGGCAUGAUCGCUGGGUUCAAGCUGGCGCAAAAAAACGGGGGUAAGCCCAGGAGGGUCAUCGGCAUCGACGCGAGUGCCAAGGUGAAGCAGACUUUUGACCAGGUUCUGAGGAUCGCCAAGUUCACCGCCGAAAAGAUCGGUCUGUCCGAAGAUGACAUCACGGAGAAGGAUGUCGAGCUGGUGGACAGGUAUCAUGCUGGCACCUACGGUAUUCCGGAUGAGCAGACCAUCGAGGCCAUCAAGUUCGGUGCCAGCACGGAGGCCUUCAUUACAGACCCCGUGUACGAGGGCAAGAGCCUGGCGGGUAUGAUGGACAUGAUCAAGAAGGGGGAUAUUCCUGGAGGAAGCAACGUAUUGUACGCUCACCUGGGUGGUCAGCUGGCCCUAAACGCGUAUUCAACGAUACCAUAG
Messenger RNA from Diaporthe citri, 1047 nucleotides. RefSeq lists its product as uncharacterized. Lineage: Eukaryota; Fungi; Ascomycota; Sordariomycetes; Diaporthales; Diaporthaceae. The record is from RefSeq and is a predicted model, not a curated record. Gene Ontology annotation, molecular function: D-cysteine desulfhydrase activity; pyridoxal phosphate binding; 1-aminocyclopropane-1-carboxylate deaminase activity. Gene Ontology annotation, biological process: amine catabolic process. Bases 1 to 1047 code for a protein of 348 amino acids. The transcript has a single exon.